Symbiodinium sp. CCMP2592 is the source of this 627-nucleotide messenger RNA. The record is from the annotation of a GenBank genome assembly. Lineage: Eukaryota; Dinophyceae; Suessiales; Symbiodiniaceae.
AUGGAUCACAUGCGGCGCCAGGCACUCAUAUGGAGCAGAGACAUUCACAGUGCUGGGCUCACCUUCGAGGACAUGCUGCGCAUAGCAGAUGGAGUGCAACCGGAACUGGAUGGAUGCGAGAUCUUUUCCGGUGCUGGUAACAUCUAUACUGCUAUGCAUUUGCGAGACUUGAAAGCCGAGAAGUACGACAUCCUGGAGAACCCCUUAAACGAUGCUCUGACCAACUUAGGUGCGACACGUGCCACAAGAAUGGUGGCACGUGUCCGCCCUGGUGGGAUGGCCUGGAUUGCUUGUGAUUGCGGCAGCUUCUGUCACCUCUACAGCCAGAGUGGCCGCUCGAAAAGCAACCCAGCUGGUGAUGAGACGCGGUUUAAAGUGGAGCAGGGCAAUUCCAUGGCUCGACUGAGCAUUCUGCUGUUUCUGUUGAGCUGGGUCCGUGGGGUUUUCCCCAUCCUGGAGAACCCCCAGGCUAAUUAUUUCUGGAGUUAUGAGCCCAUCGCUCGCACUUUGUCUUACAUGGCCGCCCAUGAAGUGCUGCUUUUCAGAAAGAAGAAGUUCAGUGAAGACCAUCCGAGCACCCCCAUCCCCGAAGAAUUUUUUCACCCUCUCCACCGCCCCUCCCCCUGA